CACAGCUGUUUGCAUGUUGUCUCAAAGACACACCUUCCUCUCUCAGCUCACUUUCUUCACCAAAAAAAUACACUUUCCCUGGAAAAAAAAGAAAAGAAAAAAAUCAUAAAAAUCAAAAGCAAAAGAAUCAAAAUCACACUCUCUCUCACUCCUCUUUUUUUCUUUUCUCACUAACCAAACACAAACUAACUCGCACUCUGUACAAAACCUUGGUCUGUCUUUACUUCUAAAAACCAUGACUUGAAAGACGGUUUUUCACUGAGUCAGAGUCAGAGUCAGAGAGACUGAGAGUCGAUGGGGGCGUCGCUGUCGAACUUGGCGGACGGGUCGUCGGGUUUGGAUUCGGGUCCCGGUCUAGGGGACAUACCGGAGAGUUGCGUGGCCUGCGUGUUUCUCUACCUGACUCCGCCGGAGAUUUGCAACCUCGCGAGGCUGAACCGCGCGUUUCGCGGCGCCGCGUCGUCGGACUCGGUGUGGGAGUCGAAGUUGCCGGCGAACUAUCAAGAUCUGCUUGAUCUGUUGCCGCCGGAGAGUUACAAGAGCUUGUCGAAGAAGGAUAUCUUCGCUCUGCUUUCUCGCCCUGUUCCAUUCCACGAUGGCACUAAGGAGGUGUGGCUGGACAGGGUUACAGGAAGGGUUUGCAUGGCGAUAUCGGCGAGAGGAUUGGCGAUAACCGGAAUCGAAGACCGGAGAUACUGGAAUUGGAUUCCUACUGAAGAAUCUAGGUUCAAUCUUGUGGCCUAUUUGCAGCAAAUAUGGUGGUUUGAAGUAGAUGGAGUGAUAAAGUUCCCCUUUCCUGCUGAUAGCUAUACUCUGUCAUUCAGGCUUCAUCUUGGAAGGUUUUCCAAAAGGCUGGGACGGCGUGUGUGUAGUUUUGAGCAUACCCAUGGUUGGGGUAUCAAGCCAGUACGAUUUGAGUUAUUUACUACGGAUGGUCAGCAGGCAUUAUGUGAGUGCUGUUUAGACGACACUGAACAUGAUGAAAUCAAUGGCUAUCAUAAGCGUGGAUGCUGGAUAGAUUACAAGGUUGGUGAAUUCAUUGUUACUGAGUCAGAUCCUGUGACUGAAGUCAGAUUUUCCAUGAAACAGAUAGAUUGCACACAUUCUAAAGGCGGGCUUUGUGUAGAUUCUGUAUUUAUUAUCCCCAGUGAUUUAAAAGACCGUAAAAGAAGAGGGGUUUUGAAGUAGCCGUAUACUCAAAAAGUGAAAUUGUUUAGUGAUGUCAGCGAUCCUAGAGGACUUAGAUGUGAUUUAUUAUACAGCUUAUACUUCUGAAGGCAUUUGUUUUGAGGAAUGUCAUCUUGGUAGGUUUUUGCAGUAGGUAUGUGUCCUCUAUGGUUAUGUAAUUCUAACUUGUCUGUUCCAGUUUUGUCUACUUUCUAUACCUUUGCAUACAAGAUUAAGCUCUUUCUGUAAGCAUUGUAACUUACUUAUGAUGCAUCUGAGGUAUAUGCCUCCCUGAAGCUUCAUUGAAGGCAGUGUUUUUGCUUUCAUUAUUUUA
This is a messenger RNA of Quercus robur (English oak), 1501 nucleotides long. Its product is annotated as F-box protein PP2-A15. The coding region runs from base 295 to 1188 and encodes 297 amino acids. The record is from RefSeq and is a predicted model, not a curated record. The transcript is spliced from 3 exons. Lineage: Eukaryota; Viridiplantae; Streptophyta; Magnoliopsida; Fagales; Fagaceae. Gene Ontology annotation, molecular function: protein binding.